This is a messenger RNA of Humulus lupulus (European hop), 2783 nucleotides long. RefSeq names its product protein FAR1-RELATED SEQUENCE 6-like. The transcript is spliced from 2 exons. Gene Ontology annotation, molecular function: zinc ion binding. Gene Ontology annotation, biological process: regulation of DNA-templated transcription. Bases 594 to 2693 code for a protein of 699 amino acids. The record is from RefSeq and is a predicted model, not a curated record. NCBI's taxonomy places the organism in Eukaryota, Viridiplantae, Streptophyta, Magnoliopsida, Rosales, Cannabaceae.
UUUGUUUUUUUCAAAACCCAGAACAAACCAAAAGCCAUAAGAAUCAGAAUUGUUGUUGUACAUAUCAUUUGACUCAGUUACUCAGAGGAGACGAGUCUCACCUUUUUGUAUAAUGUGACCUGAAUACUCAAUAGUACCUUUUUUUAACGAGGUUAGAACGCCUUAUUACAAUUCACCUGCUUUAUAUUUGUCCAAUGAUCCUAAAACUUAGUGGUUUUUUGAAAUUUUGUUGUGGCUAGCUAUACCAGUUUUGAAACUUUAAGCUUCCUGGCUCUGCAAAUCAAAUUGUUUUUUUUAUUAUUAUUAUUAUUGUUAAAGUUGGUUGGUUAUGUGGAUUUGGAAAUCACGUAUUUAUAUGCCCCUCUUCUCUGAUCUGAUCAUCAAAACCCUAGAUUCUUUAUCCCCAAUCCUCUUCCGACUGAUCGAGUUUGUCAAUUCAACUCGGAGAAAAAGAGGGCGAUUGAAAUUGGAUGAUCACUCUGGGGUUUUAGAGAGAGAGAAAGAGAGUGAAUUUUGGGAAGAAAGAUCAGAAGUUGCAGGGACGGAGUCCCCCGAAGCACAGGCACGACGGGACUUCGCCGCUGCCACUUCGGAUGGAUUGGAGUCCUCCCCCUAGAAAAUGGCUUUACCAGCUUUGGAACUUAAAGCUGUCUGGCUCUCAAAUUGUGUUUCAGAUGGAAGAAGUUUGUCUCAAUAGCGAGCCAGUGUUUGAUGAAGGUGAUGAAUAUGAUCUUGAUGGAGAUUUCUCAAUGGUAGAACAUGAUGUAGAAUCUGGGGAAACACAAAAAAAGGAUCCCCCGCUUCCAACUGUGGGAUUGGAGUUUGAUUCUUUUGAUGCAGCUUAUGAUUUUUACAAUGCUUACGGUAAACAACAGGGCUUUGGCAUUAGAGUGAGCAAUUCAUGGUUCAGAUCAAAGAGAAAAGAGCGGUAUAGAGCUAAAUUAAGUUGCAGCAGUGCAGGGUUCAAGAAAAAGAGUGAGGCCAACAAUCCUAGACCAGAAACAAGAACUGGUUGCCCUGCAAUGAUUGUCAUCAAGCUCGUGGAUUCAACAAGGUGGAGAAUAGUUGAAGUAGAACUUGAACAUAACCAUCAAGUCAGUCCACAAAUCAAGAGGUUUUACAAGUCUCAUAAAAAAAUGAUCCUUGCUGCCAAAAAGGCUCAACCACCUCCUCAGCCUGUUACAGAAGUGCACACUAUUAAGCUGUAUAAAACAGCUGUGUUGGAUUCUGGGUGUAAUGGAUACUUAAGUUUUAAUGAAAGUGAGGGUAUGAGCUCUGUUGAUCACUCUAAACAUUUGGAACUAAAAGAAGGGGAUGCUCAUGCAGUGUACAACUACUUCUGUCGCAUGAAGUUGACAAACCCAAAUUUCUUUUACUUGAUGGAUAUCGAUGAUGAUGGUCACCUCAGGAAUGUUUUCUGGGCUGAUGCCAGGUCCAGGGCUGCAUAUGGUUAUUUUUGCGACACAGUUGCAAUAGACACAACAUGUUUGGCAAACAAGUAUGAGAUACCUCUAAUAUCAUUUGUUGGAGUAAACCACCAUGGACAAUCCAUAUUGCUGGGUUGUGGCUUUAUUGGACACGAAUCAGUAGACUACUUCUUAUGGAUGCUCAGGGCAUGGCUGAAAUGCAUGCUAGAGAAGCCUCCACGAGUUGUCAUCACUGACCAAUGUAAACCCUUGCAAACAGCAAUUUCUGAAGUUAUACCAAAGGCUCGUCAUUGUUUUUGUUUGUGGUAUAUUAUGCAUAGAGUUCCAGAGAAGUUGGGGGGAUUGAAGGGAUAUGAAACAAUUAAAAGACAGUUGAAUAAAUCAGUUUAUAAUUCCUUGAAAAUUGCGGAAUUUGAAACUUCUUGGGCUGACAUGAUCGAACGGUAUGGCCUGGGGGAUAAUAAAUGGCUUCAGAUGUUGUAUGAAGAACGACAGCUCUGGGUUCCAGUUUACUUAAAGGACAUAUUUUUUGCUGGAAUGAUCCCUAUUCAAGAAAAUGAGGGCUUGACUGCUUUUUUUGAUGGUUAUGUACAUAAACACACAUCAUUUAAGGAAUUUGUUGAUAAGUACGAUCUAGCUCUACAUAGGAAGCACAUGAAAGAAGUCACAGCAGAUCUGGAGUCAAGAAAUUCAAGUUCUGAAUUGAAAACAAGAUGCAAUUUCGAAGUUCAGCUAUCAAGAAUAUACACAAGCGAAAUCUUCAAGAGGUUCCAAUCUGAAGUUGAGGGGAUGUACUCCUGUUUCAACACAAGGCAGGUCAAUUUUAAUGGGCCAAUAAUUACAUACAUAGUCAAAGAAAGAGUUGAAGUUGAGGGGAAUGAGAAGGAAGUCAAGUACCACGAGGUUUUGUUUGAGACAACACAAGUGGACAUCAGAUGCAUUUGCAGUUUGUUUAAUUUCAAAGGCUAUCUAUGUAGGCACGCCUUGAAUGUUCUUAACUACAAUGGCAUCGAGGAAAUUCCAUCACGUUACAUUCUGCCUCGGUGGAGUAAAGAUUUCAAGUGCAGGUAUCUUCUUGAUCAUGGCUCCAGUGUUUCAUCUGUUGAGAUGUAUAAUAACCCAUUGUACUGGUAUACUCAUCUAAAUAAGCUGUCCCUUCCGGUUGUGGAAGAAGGGGCACAAUCGCAAGAACGUUAUAAGACCACCUUGCAAGAAUUAGAGGCAUUGUUAAACAAGUUUAAUCUUGUGGAGGAUAACUUAGUGUAACAUAGAAUACAAAUUAACUUGGCAACCUGGAAGGAACACCAAGAUCUUUCCACGAAUGACUGUUUUAAUUGGUAUAUAUGCUUUUCCUUA